This is a messenger RNA of Anopheles coustani, 1419 nucleotides long. Its product is annotated as zinc finger protein 845. The transcript has 2 exons. Gene Ontology annotation, cellular component: chromosome. Gene Ontology annotation, molecular function: chromatin insulator sequence binding. Gene Ontology annotation, biological process: regulation of transcription by RNA polymerase II. Bases 25 to 1233 code for a protein of 402 amino acids. The record is from RefSeq and is a predicted model, not a curated record. Lineage: Eukaryota; Metazoa; Arthropoda; Insecta; Diptera; Culicidae.
CCACAUGACCCCAAAGACCCCACGAUGGUCGUGGGCUCUGGAGUUCAACAACCUGAACAACCGAUAGAAGCGCCAGUAGUAUCCUCGAGUCCACCGCAGGAUGCAGCGUCUGUGAAACCAUCGUCGUUGAAGAGGAUGGAAUAUAAGUGUGAAUUUUGUGAACUAAUAUUCAAACGCAAGGAUAGUCACGAUCGCCAUCGUUAUUCACAUACCGGAAAGCUUGAGCAUCCCUGCCUGAAACCCAACUGUAAUAAAGCGUACUCGAACCGAUCUCAUCUGCUUCGUCACAUGCGUGCAUCCCAUUUCGAGCCCACCGACACCCAACAAAGUACCGUCGACUGCAAGCACACGGCGUGCAAAAUGAAGUUCACCAACAAACAAUCGAUGGAACGCCAUUACCAGGUGAAGCACAUCCUCGGAAAGCCGUACGCCUGCGAUGAAUGUGAUGAGCGCUUCUGGCGGAAGCUCCAGCUGAAAAGGCACAAAUUCAAGCACACGGGCCAGUAUCCUCAUAAAUGCGAACACUGUGGACAGGGUUAUGUUAAUAUGAAAUCGAUGCGAGACCACCGGUGCACGCGUAACAUGCAGAAGUGUGCCGACUGCGAAAAGGAGUUCAAAUGGUGGACGGAGCUUGUGGCGCAUCGUCGACUGGAGCAUCCAACAAAACACCGUUGCGGCGAUUGUUCGAAAGUGUUCCACACGAAACGGUCGCUGAAGAUUCAUGCACGCCGGCACUUGCCGGAUGAUGAGCGGGAAGUGUUCGAGUGCCCGCACGAAGGAUGCCCUCGGUUUUACGAACACCGCAGAAAUCUCUACUUUCACGUACGCGCCAAGCAUGAAGGUUUGAAAAAGUUUGCUUGUGCCGAGGAAGACUGCGGCCUGGUGUUGGCUACACAGCAGAAGCUUGAUCUGCACAUGAAAUUACACAAAUCGGCUACCCAAUCCGCUCGGCGAAUGAAACUUUCCACGAAGACAGCGUCAAAGGCAAAGGCUACUGCGGAAGAUAUAUCAGGCGUGAGUGAUUCCGUGCAAGAGGCUGUUGACCAACCCCUAGCAGAUCCGAAUACCAAUAAGGAUUUGCAGCCCGAAAUAGACAUCGAGAAACAUAAUAUAGAAUCAACGUCCGAGUCGGAAUUGGAGGGAUCGUUACACGUUACCAACAUUUUGUCGGCCAAUUUGGAUUCAUUGAAAAAGCAGAUCGAUGCGUUACGAACCGAUAUGUCGAUAGUUUAAUCGUACAUCUGGAUGUAUGGAUUGUGCUCAAAUCAUAUUUAUCGAAGGGAAGGGUUUUAAUUGAAUUAGGGUUGAACUUUGCAUGAUGCGAAGUCAGCCAUCAACCAAAAAGUGAAAAAGAAUUAAGAAAGUAUUGGAAUUAAAUAAGAACUAUCAUUUAUUGAACCGUGAGUUUGUUUGGAAUUU